CUUAAAAGUGUUUGACUAGAAAUUGUUACAAGCAUUGUGUGAAGGGCAACGCAGCAAUAAAAGAAACUUCACAAACGACGAAAAAAAAAUAUAAAGAAAAAGUAAAUAGAAAAGUGUUUUGCGCGGCUGGCAGGAAAAAAAAGAUCUCUAUAGAAAAGUCGAGUCGAGCUGAAUAGGCUCAAUAGAGAGAGAGAUACAGAGAAAGAGAGAGAGACAGAGAGAAAAAGAGAAAGAUAACAAUAACACAUUUUUCGAUAACGAUAACGAUAACCGAUUAAUGCCACCUAUCGACUUAUCGAAUCGGCUAACCAAACGAGAAAACGCGUAAGCAUACACAGUGUGGGGUUUUCUGUACCGCUGUGCCGCGGCAGCGCCAUUAGCUACCAUGGGCGCCAACGUAUCGCAGCUGGAGCGGGAGAUCGGCUCCGAACUGUUCCCGCCCAACGAGCACUAUUUCGGGCUGGUUAACUUCGGGAACACAUGCUAUAGCAACUCGGUGCUGCAGGCGCUCUACUUCUGCAAGCCGUUUCGCGAGAAGGUGCUCGAGUACAAGGCCAAGAACAAGAGGCCCAAGGAAACGCUGCUCUCCUGCCUGGCGGACCUCUUCUAUAGCAUUGCCACGCAGAAGAAGAAGGUCGGCUCGAUAGCGCCGAAGAAGUUCAUCACGCGGCUGCGCAAGGAGAAGGAGGAGUUCGACAACUAUAUGCAGCAGGAUGCCCAUGAGUUUCUCAACUUUCUGAUCAAUCACAUCAAUGAAAUAAUCCUGGCCGAACGCAACAGUGGCAAGACACCGGCUGCCGGGUCGUCGGGUGUGCCGGUCCUGGCCGGCGGCGCAGCUCCGGGCAAUGGGAAUGCGGCGAAUGCGAAAUCCAGCUCGAACUCCAAUUCAUCCAAUUCCACAUCGACUUCCACGUCAAACGGGAAUUGCAGCAACUCGACGGGCUCGCUGAGCGUUCUGGACGGCAGUGGCAGCGUCACAGCGACCACAACUCCAAUCGGUCAGACGAAUGGAGCCAACACGGAGCCCACCUGGGUGCACGAGAUCUUUCAGGGGAUCCUCACGUCGGAGACGCGCUGUCUGAACUGCGAGACCGUGAGCAGCAAGGACGAGAACUUCUUCGAUCUGCAGGUGGACGUGGACCAGAACACGUCGAUCACGCAUUGCUUGCGCUGCUUCAGCAACACGGAAACCCUUUGCUCGGACAACAAGUUCAAGUGCGACAACUGCUGUAGCUACCAGGAGGCGCAGAAGCGAAUGCGCGUCAAGAAGCUGCCCAUGAUACUGGCCCUGCACCUGAAGCGCUUCAAGUACAUGGAGCAAUUCAAUCGGCAUAUCAAGGUGUCGCAUCGGGUGGUCUUUCCGCUUGAGUUGCGGCUGUUCAACACCUCGGACGACGCUGUCAAUCCGGAUAGGCUCUACGAUCUGACCGCAGUCGUCAUACACUGCGGCUCGGGCCCGAAUCGUGGCCAUUACAUAAGCAUUGUCAAGAGUCACGGGCUUUGGCUGCUCUUCGAUGACGACAUGGUUGACAAAAUCGAGGCUUCGACCAUUGAGGACUUCUACGGCCUCACCUCGGACAUACACAAGUCCUCCGAAACGGGCUAUAUAUUGUUCUAUCAGUCGCGCGACUGCGCUGCUUAGAUAAAUUCGAAGUUUAAGACAAGUUUUGUUUUUGGUUUAAGUAAAAAGUUUUCUAAGCUCCAUUUAUAUUGUAUUACUGUAUACUCUCCUAGCCUAUAUCAAGGCGGAAUUCUAUGUUCAUUCAUUUUAUAUUAAUAACAACAAUAAUAAACAUUGAUAAUCUCUAGCGAG
Drosophila mojavensis is the source of this 1813-nucleotide messenger RNA. RefSeq names its product ubiquitin carboxyl-terminal hydrolase 46 (gene Usp12-46). Gene Ontology annotation, biological process: protein deubiquitination. The record is from RefSeq and is a predicted model, not a curated record. Bases 386 to 1642 code for a protein of 418 amino acids. The transcript is spliced from 2 exons. Gene Ontology annotation, molecular function: cysteine-type endopeptidase activity; cysteine-type deubiquitinase activity. NCBI's taxonomy places the organism in Eukaryota, Metazoa, Arthropoda, Insecta, Diptera, Drosophilidae. Gene Ontology annotation, cellular component: nucleus; cytosol.